UUUUUCUCUGUCCCCACAUUAUUAUUUCCUCUUCAUCACAUUUAAUAUCAACCCGAUCCAUCACUACGCGCGUGUACUUUCUUCUUCUGAAUUCAGUAGAGGCAAGCUUCAAUCAUUCAAGCACAUGAAUAUUUUUAAUAACGGAAACGCUCAAAUGUAUCCUGGAAUGAAUCAACAUUAUUCGAAUGGAGGAAGUUCUGGUGGAGGAGGGCCUAAACGUUUUCGAGGUGGAGGAGGGGGAGGCGGUGGUGGGCAUGAUGGCGUUGAUAUGUACCAUGAAGCUUUGGCUGCUGGCAAAUUUGAAUUACGUAUGCUUAUUCCGAGCCGUUCUGCUGGGGCAGUUAUCGGUCGUGGUGGAGAAUAUAUCAAAUCUUUACGUGCGAAGUACGAUGCCAACAUCAAUGUCCCAGAUAGGAGCACCCCCGAGCGUGUGCUGACAAUCAUUUGCCAUCAGGAUAGUAUUGAACAAUGCGUUUUGGAAAUUUUGAAUAAACUUUCUGAGGGAGAGAAGGCUAGUCGUGGGGAAGUUGAUGUUAAAGUUUUGGUUCAUCAGUCACAUGCAGGUGCAAUUAUUGGUCGUGGUGGCAGUAAAAUUAAAGAACUUCGUGAACAGACUCAAUGUCGCUUUAAAGUGUUCCAAGAAUGUUGUCCAAUGUCUAGUGAUCGUGUUUGCUGUAAGAUUUUUAUAUUUUUCAUAAAGAGUUGUUCGAGCAGGGCUAAUUUGAUCACUGGUGAUUCUGCUAAAUUACCUGCUGCUGUUAAAAUCCUCAUAGAUUUUGUCAAGGAUAUUCCAUUCAAAGGACCACAUGUACCAUACGAUUCAGCUGCUUAUAAUCCGCAAUUGUGUCACGCUUAUGGCGGUUUUGAGGGCGGUAACAUGGGAGCCCCAGCUCCUCCUAUGCCACCUCCACAUUUCGACUUUCCUCAUCACGGACCACCACAGCCAGGAGUUGGCUAUGCAGGAUUUGGACCGGGACCAGGUGGUCCUCCAACUCAUACUCCAGGCGGGCCGCCGUUGAUGGGACCUCCUGGUCCUUAUCCUGGAGGUCCAGGAGGCGACCAAAUAACUACAACACAGGUGACAAUUCCGAGCAAGCUUAGCGGCACAAUUAUUGGGAAACGUGGGGAAUGUAUCAAUCGUAUUCGAAACGAUUCUGGUGCUCGAAUUGAGAUUGAUACCCAGACUGAUCCAUUUGGUACAGAUGAGCGCAUCAUUACUAUAACUGGCACAACGCAUCAAAUUCAUAUGGCGCAGUUUUUGCUUCAGCAGAGGUUUUAA
This is a messenger RNA of Meloidogyne enterolobii, 1279 nucleotides long. The record is from the annotation of a GenBank genome assembly. Lineage: Eukaryota; Metazoa; Nematoda; Chromadorea; Rhabditida; Meloidogynidae.